Molecule: messenger RNA, 1819 nt
Organism: Contarinia nasturtii (swede midge)
Lineage: Eukaryota; Metazoa; Arthropoda; Insecta; Diptera; Cecidomyiidae
Exons: 2
Coding region: 353-1774 (473 amino acids)
Source: RefSeq, a predicted model, not a curated record
UUCCAAUAUGACAUUUUAGUUGUCAAAUAUGUUUGGUUGAAUAUUCUCGAUUGGAUAGAUAUACGGUGAAACGCAUAAUUCCCAACAUAUUUUCGAUUACAAGUUUAAAUAAAAACAAUAAAAAUGGCAGAUUCAGAAAGUAAACACCGUGAAAAAUUGGAUAUGUUUUGUUACGUGUGCGGAAAAUAUACUGUGAAAGAAAACAGACGACAUUUGACCGGUUCUAUUCUACUUCGGUAAAUCGGUAUUUAGAAACGUUUCGUGGGCCCCUGAGUUUACUUGCCCUGCGUGCAUUAGUUCUUUGGAACGAUGGUGGAAAAAAAACUCGUUUUCGUUACAUUUUGCAACGCCAAUGGAAUGGUCCGAUCCCGGCACACAUCGUCAAGAAAAUUGUUACGUUUGCGCAAAUGAUAUGUAUGGCAUCAAUCGAAUUAAGGCAAAGAAAUGGAUUUAUCAAGGUGUAGCCAGUGCAAUGGUUCCAACACCACAUGAUGAUGAACAUCCAGUUCCCCAACAUCCAACACAAAUCGACUUUUCUACGGCUUCGGUAAGCUAUCUACCACCAUCGGAACCAACUGAUCCUGCUGAUCCAGACUACGUUCAACCUCCGGCUUUUUGUUUUCCGUCAUUGAUUUCACAAGAACAUUUGGAUCGUAUUGUUCGGAAAUUGCAUUUGUCGCAAAAUAAUGCAAUGACAUUGGCUUCUGAAUUGAGAAGCGUUCAUGUAUUGGCUCCUGGUGUAAAAGUGACAGAAUAUCGACAUCGACAAGAACCAUUUUUGCCGUAUUACACACUCUCUGAAGACGGCACAUACACAUUUUGUCACGAUAUCGUUGGUUUGAUGAAUGCAAUUGGUGUAAAAUAUAAAAAAGAAAAAUGGCGCAUUUUUAUUGACUCAUCAAAAAGAAGUUUGAAGGCUGUCUUGCUAUAUGAGAACAGUACUAUAAAACCAGUACCAAUUUUUUACGGAGUCGGCACGAAAGAAACUGAUGAUUCGAUGGAAAUGAUCAUAAACUCAGUCAACUACAAUGAACACAUGUGGCGUGUCAAUUGUGAUUUCAAAGUACUUGCUUUGUUAACUGGACUCAAUAAAGCAUAUUGUAAAUACUGUUGCCCCUUUUGUAAAUGGGACAGUAGAUGGAAGGGUGGAAAUCAUUAUGAUAAAAAAAAUUGGCCAUUGCGGACCGAGCGUGGACGAGUUGGUUACUACAGCAUUGUUCGUAAACCAAUCAUUGAACGAUCAAAAGUUAUGAUUCCAAAUUUGCAUAUAAAAUUAGGUAUUGUGAAAAGUUUCAUCAAAACGUUGGUUGCCACAAACAUUACCGCAUUUAACCACCUAAAGGACAAUGUAUUCCCGAAACUAACUGUUGGGAAAAUCACUGAAGGCGUACUGAAUGGACCCGAUAUCAGAAAAUUGCUUAAAGAUGAACGAUUUGUUGAAUGCUUGAGCCGACAUCAAGCCAUUGCGUGGGACUCAAUCAAAGCCGUUCUAAAUGAUGUUUUGGGUAACAAUCGGACCGAGAAUUAUCGCGUUCUGCUAGACGAUAUGAUGGAUUCAUUCAAACAACUAGAUGUCCACAUGUCGUUGAAAAUACAUGUUCUUCAUGCUCAUUACGAGUUUCUCGAUAUGCAAAAGCCAACCGAAUCAGAUGAGCCGGGCGAAUGGUUCCAUCAGACCAUCAUGGAAUUUGAAAACCGCUUUGCAGGAAAACGAUUGGACUCAAUGCUUGCUGAUUUUUGUUGGUGGAUUUCACAUGACCAAAUUAGAGUCUAGAGUCAAAUUCACUUAAUUUAAUACUUCAUUUAAUUCAUUUUUUUU